Temnothorax curvispinosus is the source of this 898-nucleotide messenger RNA. RefSeq lists its product as uncharacterized. The record is from RefSeq and is a predicted model, not a curated record. NCBI's taxonomy places the organism in Eukaryota, Metazoa, Arthropoda, Insecta, Hymenoptera, Formicidae. Bases 316 to 753 code for a protein of 145 amino acids. The transcript has 3 exons.
AUUACUUAUUAAGACGGUCUUAAAAUAAGAACCGACUAUGAAUACCGGCCAAUAGGCCGCAAGACAUGUUCAGUGUUGCUACAUGGCGUCGGUAUGACAGGAAUCAUAACCUAAUUUCUGUCAACUUAACGUUUAAUAUCUCGCGUCGCGGGACAGAGCUUUUUUUGCCAGAUUCUUUCGUUUCGUGCAAAAAAGCGUCGAUUGAGCAUAAUUUCAUCGAGAUUUGAGCUCUUGGCUCUAUUAUCGCAAUAUGCUGACGCGAGGAAGUCCCACUACUUAGGGCCCAUUUUAACAUCCUUGCAACGCCUCGAGAGCAUGCUUGUAAAGCAAGCCGAACGAAAUGCGUUGAACUGUAUUGUGCCGGCCGAGAAGCUAUUCAGCCUGUUUUCAGAACAUCAGCCAUCUAGUAACGAAAGCAAUGAGACAAAAUCGAAUGAAGAAAAUUCCGUAAUUCUUCGAAGGGCAUUGGAUCUUUACAAUGAUAUUCAACAAUUCUCAAUGCCGAAAAAGCACAAGCAUGGAAGAAGGAAGAGCAAGAAUCACAACGAGAACGGAAACGCUAAUGUUAAUGAGAACGUAAACUCAAACAUUAACACCAAUACCAAUCGGCAUCAUAGACGUUCCUUCGAUGUCGAUCCGCCUCUAUCCAAAGCACACAAUCAAAAUGUGAAUAGUAACUUUAACUUUAAUAGCAACUCAAACAAAAACAGAGAAGAUUUAUUUGAUUUUAGCGACGAAGAUGAUGAAGUUUAAACGUUUGACAAGCUUCCCGGAACAAGAUCGGGAACCAUGUGUAAAGAUUUUUGCUUCACAAAAUAAGAUCGGAAAGCAUGUAUAAAAAUUGCUGCGCCUGAUUGUAAUUUCUCUAAAACAUUUUACAAUUACAAUAAUAAAAUAA